Nezara viridula (southern green stink bug) is the source of this 730-nucleotide messenger RNA. Lineage: Eukaryota; Metazoa; Arthropoda; Insecta; Hemiptera; Pentatomidae. The record is from the annotation of a GenBank genome assembly.
GCCAACUUCGAGGAGGGGCCAGUCAGCCAAGAGAUCUUGUUCCGUUCGGGCUGUGACCACUUUAGUACUGAUGCUUCCUUCAUAUUUAGGAUUGGUUCUGGUGGUGGCGUGCCUGAUCGGUUCUUCGGCAGGGCAAGGCCUGUUUCCCGAGAUAGACUCUUCGGAGACCCACGAAGAGAAUGUGACUCCUCUGCAGAUCUUUAAGGUGCCAGAUCGCAAGCAGUGUCCUGAUGGCCAACAGAGGCUCAACGGGAGGUGUCGAACAGUCUUCACUAAUUCUCCUAAAUAACAUGGAGACACCUUCAUAUACCUGACUAAAGUUUCACACUUCUAGUUUAAUUAGGCUGAAAUCUGAGAUUGCAGGGAAGGACUCCUGAUUGAGAAAAAACCUUGGAAUAAUUUUGGAAUUACUACCAAUAAAUAGCAUCAUUAUAUCUUCAACUAACACUAGUAGUUCUGUAACUCUGUCAGGUUUCAUAAAUUCAAGAAUGAUGAUUACUUUGGAUAUGAAUUUGCUUUUAAUUUAGCCUGAUAACAUAUUGAAUUUUAUAUUUUGACGUUUUAAAAAAAAUACCAAAUUCUCUGUUAAUAAAAUAAGUUAUUAAUAACAUUAUUUCAGCUUUAUAAUAACAAAAAAAAAAUAAUCACCUCAAUGACUAUCUGUUUUGUAGAUAAGUCGUGAAAUGAAAAUGUAACUAAUGUAAGAAUUUUAAUAUAUUUAUUACUACAU